GGUGUGGUAGUAACUGUUCAUUUUUAACAGUUGUAUCUGUUCAGAACCAAUAUAGCUUUUAGUUAAUUCAGAAUCUAAAGUUGUGUCCGUUUAGAGACAAAAGUUGUGUCUAUUCAGAAUCAAAAGUUGUGUCGGUUCAGAACUAAAAGUUGUGUUUGUUCUAGGUUCAUAAGUAUUAGAUUCAAAAAUUUCUUGAUUGUCAUCUCAAGUUUCUCAGCAUCAAAAAUCUGGUGGUGUGGCUUCUUGUAAGUUAAGCCAUAAUUAUGGACAGUGGAAGGAACAGUAAUGAUCUUGUUGAGGUCUUAUUUUCUGGCAUAGCAGAAGAUAAAUUCAUACAAAAGAUUACAGAAUCAGUUCAGUAUCAGCAUCAUUCUAUCACUUCAAGCCCAGACAUUCCAUCUUCAAUAAGCUUGGAGAGAAGCAAGUCCAAGGAAGCUGAAAUUGGCAUCUUUGAAGCUCAGAAAUACUGCAAUGUGAGAUUAGAUAAUGGUCCAAUUACUGUAGAUACUGCAACUGCUCAUGGCUACCGGAAACCAAACCAGGUUGAACUUCUCCAUGCUAAAACGAAGAGCAAGCCAGGUACAGCAGGUGUAAUUUCUGAAGCAAAUUUGAAUGGCCAAACUGCUCCAUUGCCAUCAUAUCAGACAAGCCUACCUCGAGCUCAAAGUAAGCCAAAAAGGGUACAUGGAAAGAGUGGUUUUCUUGCUGGUCUUAGCUGCCAUGGAUCUUGUUCUGGUAAGAAAUCAGUUUAUGUGAGUUCAAGUGUUGAGCAUGUAGUGGCAAUUCAGGGAAGAGAACACAGAAAAGAAGCUACUCAAAUUGUUCACAGUCCUAUCAUGUUGAAUGGAAUAAAGCUACAGCCAAGAUUGAAGGUGAAAGAUGAGUUCCAUAAACCAGUUCAAAACCUGGCCAUUAAAAGACAGUUGGAAAAGAAGAAAACCAUUGAAGAGUCACAAAAAUCGCUAGAGGUGUUUGGUUCACAUAAGCUGAACAAGGAAGUGAUAGAAAUGAGUCUCGAGAGAAAAUUGUCUUUGUCAAGUUGUGAUGCAACUCCAAAGAACCCAAAGCUCCCAACAUCUUCAAUGAGGAGUCAAGAGUAUGAAGAUAUAGAGAGUGAUGAUAGUUCUGAUCUUUUUGAAUUAGAGAACAUACCGGGCAGUGGACAGGCAUUCUUCACAAGGGGAACAUCUGAUGGUGUCUCUGGCUGCAUGUGUCAGACUCCUUAUGCGCCAAGUGAGACUAGCCUUGAGCAGAGUGUUGUCAGUGCGAGUGCUGCUGAUUUCUCAGCUAUAUCAGAUUAUGAUGAAACAAUGCUCUCAGAAAAUUUUAGAACCACUUCUGGUGCAAGUAAAGUUGCCACGGAGAUAGAGGCGAAAACUGGCUGUUCAAUCAAACUACUGGAUUGCAAGAGUCAUAAAGCAGUUAGUUGCUUAAGACGCUUACAGAACUGAGAAGAACAAGUUUCAUCCACAAGAGCCUCACAGGCCAGUCACCCACAUGCCAGUGAGGAAGCUACAAGCUGACACUGAUGCAAGGUUUGAUUUCCCAUUAGCAAAAAAUGGCUUUACCUAUGGGAAGGUGAAGCUAUACUUUCUGUUUACAUGAAGCAACACAGUGUAAUGGACGGUGAUUCGGUGAAAACCGAGCUGAAAAUUUUCUUUUCACUUUGAAUUUUUAGAUAAUAAUGCAAUUAAGCUUAAGAAUCUUUUAUGUCA
Molecule: messenger RNA, 1715 nt
Organism: Mangifera indica (mango)
Lineage: Eukaryota; Viridiplantae; Streptophyta; Magnoliopsida; Sapindales; Anacardiaceae
Product: protein PHYTOCHROME KINASE SUBSTRATE 1-like
Exons: 1
Coding region: 264-1451 (395 amino acids)
Biological process (GO): phototropism
Source: RefSeq, a predicted model, not a curated record